UUGAAUAGGCAUUAUCCUUUAUAGUAUUAAUGUUAUCAUUGUGGUUUAAGGAGUAAGCAUUAAAAUGUUUGUCACUCCACUGCAGAGAGAGUUGCCAACUGAAUGUCAUGCAUGUAAAACGAGAACAAGAGCCUUUAAAUAGCAAGACUAUCAAUUUAGUAACAAUUUAGUGUGAUAAAUGGUAGAAUACACAACAGUAAUGCAAAUCUGAGUGAUUAUAGCAUGCAUCUUGUGAUAUUAAUAUUGAUAAGGUACAAUGCAGAAAAGCAAAUGAACACAUUCAGCUUUUAAGUACCUUAAGCUGGUUUGAAAUGGAAGAGCUGUUUUCUGUUAUGUAGUUUAUGCUUUAAAAAAAAAGGUGGGGGGAGGGAAGAAAAGUUAUUUACGAGCAUUUAUAUUCUUCUCUGGAUCUAAAAAUUCCUUUAUGUAGCAGGAUGCUUUCCGGUAUUUGCUUUCUCAGUAUGUGGAAAGGCAGAUGCUGCUGCAGCAGGUGCAAUUACACUGAUUUGCAGCACGGGAGGAAAAAAAAAAUCACAAAAUUAUGUUCUGACUUUCUACCUCUGCUUAAAACGGAUCAGCCAUUUACCUCUGUUUUGGACUUCUUGAUGGAAGAGAUGAGAUAGGGAAGUCAAGUUUGUUCAACAAAAGGAGUGAAGACUCUUCCCUUAAUGGUGCGGAACCAACUUGACCUGUGAUUUUGAGCAACAUUUGAAAGAGCUAGUAUGGUUAUAAUUUGCAUAUUAGAAAUCAGAUUUAACCUUCUGCGUUGUAAGACUCCUGAUUUGUGACCAGCUAGAAUUACAAUCACGUUUCAUUAAAGGUGCUGAUGAGUACCCAGGACUCUGAAGACAGCAGUUUUGUGCAAGAUAAGAAUGUUUCUUAAAGAAGCUGAUGGCGGAUAGAACUCCAGAGUUCUUGGCAGACACUGACAGCAUAAGAUGGCACCAUAGUCUAGUCUGAAAUUCUGUUAUGGAGUCAAUGGAUGAAGCUGAAGGACAACAAGGACAGCUGAACAGGAAGGAGCAGUCCCUGAAAACCUUCCAGAAAACAGCACUGCUUGGUUGGGCUGCCCGGUGGAAUGGAUUACUGCCUGGAGACAGCAUGUAUCUGUUUGUCCUCUCCCAGAUACUGCUUCUCUGCAUGAUGCUGUGGUACAGCACUUACGGGACUAUCCCAGCAGCUCAGAAUGCCUUUGACCUGCUGUCUUACUUGCUUACCCCAUUUAAACAGCUUUUGUCAGAUCAAGGGGAGGAUCUGACUAGAAUUGGGAGCAUUGUGGUAUCAUACAUCCUGCUGUCUUUAGCUUCUCUAGGACUGUUAUUUGUAGGAUCUCUGUUUUGGCAUCUACUCAGAGCCCGUCCAGAGCCCCCCUUUCCACUACAAGAGGACAGACGCCAAUCUGUGAGCCGGCAGCCUUCAUUCACGUACUCAGAGUGGACAGAGGAUAAAAAUGAGGAUGACUUCCUAGAUUUGGAUCCUGUACCGGAGACUCCGGUCUUUGACUGCGUAAUGGACAUUAAAGUGGAGACAGAUCCAGCUACUCUAACGGUUAAAUCCGUGGGCUUGCAAGAAAGGAGAGGUUCAAAUGUUUCACUCACACUGGAUAUGUGUACCCCAGGCUGUUCUGAGCAAGGUUUUGGCUAUGUUAUGUCACCACGGGAACAGUCAGCUCAAGAAUACCUCCAGACAGCAUCAAACAUCCUCACUGAAGAGGAACUGCACAAGAAAGCACUGGAUCCUUUCAUACUCCAGGCAGAGUUCUUUGAAAUUCCAAUGAACUUUGUGGAUCCAAAGGAAUAUGAUAUUCCAGGCUUAGUGCGUAAGAAUCGCUACAAAACAAUUCUCCCAAAUCCUCACAGCAGAGUGUGCCUUACCUCAGCUGAUCAGGACGACCCCCUUAGCUCUUACAUCAAUGCUAACUACAUCAGGGGCUAUGGAGGAGAGGAAAAGGUAUAUAUUGCUACUCAGGGACCGAUAGUUAAUACUGUCAGUGAUUUCUGGAGAAUGGUGUGGCAGGAGCGUUCUCCCAUCAUUGUCAUGAUUACCAAUAUAGAAGAGAUGAAUGAGAAAUGCACAGAAUAUUGGCCAGAGGAACAGGUCACCUAUGAAGGAAUAGAAAUCACAGUUAACCAAGUCAUACAAGCAGACGAUUACCGUUUGAGGCUCAUCACCCUAAAGAAAGGAGAAGAAGUCAGAAACCUGAAACAUUACUGGUACACGUCUUGGCCAGACCAGAAGACACCAGAUCAAGCCCCGCCUCUGUUACAGCUAGUACUGGAAGUGGAAGAGGCGAUGCAGAGUGCAGAAGAGAAGAAUGCCCCAGUGAUUGUUCACUGCAGUGCAGGCAUCGGGAGGACUGGCUGCUUUAUUGCAACUAGUGUCUGUUGUAAACAGCUGAAGAGCGAGGGCAUAGUUGACAUACUGCGAACAGCCUGCCAGUUGCGGUUAGACAGGGGAGGAAUGAUCCAGACUUGUGAACAGUAUCAAUUUGUCCAUCAUGUCAUGAGCUUGUACGGAAAACAGCUUUCUAGAGCAGCAGAAGAAUAACUGUUUAUGAUAUUCCUAAAGGCUAAAAGCAAGAGAACUUCUGACUGCAUUCAUAGAUAUUUCAGAUCUGAUAAGAGACACAUGGUAACGUGAUUGUCUUAGCUGGAAAGAAAGAUAUAUUAUUUUACUUUGAUAUUGCUUUUAUGCUCUUGUUUGCAUUGAGAUUUAAGAGCUGAGGUAGGCCUUGUCUUAAACAUGUGUGACAGGACAUAAUCUUCACCAAAAAAGGCUUAUUUAUACUGUAAAUAAGAAGAGUAGCUUCAUUUGUUACAAAAGCAAGGAAAAAAAUCAGAAAAAAAUCCAAUGUCUUCAGUUUGCUAUUUUUAAAAAAUGAUCGCUAAUAUAUCCAAAUACAGUGUGAAACUUUCUGAAUUGUCAUGCUGAAAUGUGCUGUAUGUUGACUAAGCUUGAAAGUAACUUUUUGCCUCUUUCUGAUUGUUUUUACAUAUAAAAUUACCGAAUACUGUGUAUAUCGUAAACCUUCUGAGCCUCUGCGUUGAAAGAUUCAAGUAGAUUCAUGUUGAAAUGAUGUUUUGUACAUCAUGUUUGCUUGUUUAUUUUUUCUAAAGCAGUUCACCACCAGUGUUAUCAGAACUAAGGGGGAAAAAUAUUGCAAUGAUCUGAGUCAUAUUCUUACCUCCGAUUCUUACCAGCAAUGUACCCCAGUAUCCUGACAGCUAGGUGAAUCUGAGGUGAUUAGUAGGAGUUAAUCUGAACAUAAACUCUUUACACUUUGCCUUUUCUUUGUCAACGUUUUGGCACCUCAGUCUGUAAUCCGAUUUUAUUUUUGCACAGCUUCUCCUUUUAUGUAAUCAAACCUCAAUCUGAAUACAAUUUCCCUGAAAUUAGAGGUUUGAAAUCAGGUGAGGAAUUUUGUGAGUUAAAUUAUUCUUUAUUUUAAAAGUAAUAAUAAAGUUACUUGUAUUCUAUGAAUUUAAACUUGUUUCAAAGCUUUGAGGAUGACCAGGUGCCCAGUGCUCAUUAAAAUUAACACAAAUCCUUUAGGCAGCUUUUAAAAAAAAAUCAGUCUGAAUGUGUUGGCUGCGUUUGGAUAAAUUUGCCCUCAAACCAAAUUUAGACAAUCAUUAUCCUAUUCUAAUCACUAGUCCAGGCAUCGGUGUUUCCUUUUCAAUAGUACAGACUGCUGUACAUGCUUUCUUUUUAAACCUCAGUCAGGAUGUGAAGACUGUAGUUUGUGUUUAAUGCUUAGAGGUAAGGACACAUUUAAGUGCUUUAUUGAGCAGCAAAGAAUGGAGGUACACAGGACCGUUAACAUAAAAGAUGAGUGUUUUGUGAAUAGAAGCUGUAAUACUAAAAAUAUUCUUGCUUCUCUUCAUUUGUAUCAAUAACCAAACCCACCACUCUUAUUAGUGCAUGAGAUUCUGAGAAUUCACUGCACUUCCUAAUCAGGAGAAGGUAAAGCAGCUCUCAGAAAAAAUCAGGAGAAGGUAAAGCAGCUCUCAGAAAAAAUAAGGGCCGAUCCCGCUCCCACUGAGGUUUUGCCAUUGACGUCAGUAGGUGCAGAGUGUAGGGCCUGAAAAGUUAUGCCUACAACUUCAUCACUGUGGGGAAAGUUUCCCAAUAUUUCAGCACCCAUCCUUUAUGUUUAUUCUGUAUCCAUGAACCUGUAAAAAUCCUGUCAGCAGGGUUUGCAUGAAUGUGUGGCAAAAUGUGUUAUCUUUAAACCACUUGAUUUUAUUGCUGUAUUUAAAAUAUUUCCUUCAGUGAGAAGCUAGCGGGAAGAACUGGCAUUCUUUUUAAAAAUACUGGUGGUAGUCAUUAAAUAGAGCAAUAAACUUAAGCUUUUGAGCAUAA
Messenger RNA from Calidris pugnax (ruff), 4362 nucleotides. RefSeq names its product protein tyrosine phosphatase, non-receptor type 5 (striatum-enriched) (gene PTPN5). The record is from RefSeq and is a predicted model, not a curated record. Gene Ontology annotation, biological process: protein dephosphorylation. Bases 970 to 2547 code for a protein of 525 amino acids. Lineage: Eukaryota; Metazoa; Chordata; Aves; Charadriiformes; Scolopacidae. Gene Ontology annotation, molecular function: protein tyrosine phosphatase activity. The transcript is spliced from 15 exons.